AUGGACCUCAUGGACCCAAACGUGGGAUUUCCUUGCACGACAGAUGGUGAGAGCGAUGGCGUAUUCGGACUGACGCGACAGUAUGCAGGCCAAGAUCCCAAUGCCGAAUCCAAGCCCCGAGUCGCGAAAGCCUGUGAGACGUGUCGGAGAAGGAAGCGAAAGUGUGAUGGAAACUCUCCGUGCUCGUCUUGUGUCAAGAACAGCAUUGAAUGCGUUUAUGUGCUUGAAAGAAAGAGGAAACAACGAGACUCCGAGCUUGUGUCCAGCCUUGAAGAUCAAGUCCUUGCCCUCAAAGACUACGUACGAAAACUUGAGGCUGCAUGCGGGUAUGCCAACCUUCCAGGCUUUGCAUCGAGCAGUCUAGAAGAUGAGGGGCCUGCGCACACUGUAGACGACAGCCAAAGCUCCGCCAUCAAUGACGUGAGCUCCAUGAUGUGGCGGAUGAACAUUCACGGCGGAGAAACCUCCUUUGUUGGUCCGUCUGGUAGCUUCUGCUUCCCUGUUAGUGGCCAUGUUGAGACUCAGUCCACCAGCCAUGAGGUAGAAGAGAGUGUUCAAGUGCUACUCGACCUGUUCCGACAACAUAUCAAUUCGGUCCACCAUUUUGUGUCUCAUCAAGUGAUUGAGACUCUCAGAGCGCCAGAGAGUCUUGAUCGUGAGCUGCUGCAGGCGUCAGUCCUGGCAGCAGCAAGUCUUUUCACCAAUUCACAGGGUCAGAUGUAUGCGGACCAAGCUGAGGCUAUCGUGAUGAAGUGUUGCCGCACAAUUCCCAACGUCGUGACGAUACAGGCUCUGGCGAUAUUGACUUGGCGGGAGCUUGCGCUGGAGAAUGAGAACAAUGCAUGGCUGUAUAAUUCCAUGGCGGCGAGUCUUGUAGUUCACCUCGGGCUGCACGUGAGCUCUCUCGAGAAUGUCAUGCAGGUCGGGCCACCUUCAGACAUUGACAAGAGCGCAGCGACGAACUGUGCUUACAGAUCCAGAAUCUCCACCUCGAUGCUCGGACGGAAUUGCAUGAUCCCCUGGCGAAGAGUCCGAGCUACACCAUACCUCAAAGCAUGCAGCAACCCCACGACAGAGGACAUAGUCUUUGACGCUCACUGCCAGAUGUGGUUCAUUCACGACCGAUACAUGGAUAAAAUAUAUUCCUUUGAGUUUGGAGAGUUGGAACAUUUCGAACGGCAUCAAAUCCUCUCGGAAGCCAGAGAUCAUCAUAUGAACUUCUUCCGCCAGAUGGGCCGCGAUCUUGAACUUCGAAAGAACAACAUGAACCCCCAGGUCAUUCUCCUCCACAUGGUCUACAACAUGUCGCUGCUUCUGAUACAUCGGCCAUAUCUCAGGGAACCGAAGGAGAGUACCGCCCAUCAAUUAUCCGUCCGAACAAACAUGACCUCCGCGCACGCCCUUGUCAGAUUGAUCCGCCAAUACGAAAAAGAGGCCAGGAUUGAGGAUGCCCCGUUCUUUGCGAUACACUGCAUUCUUACAGCUGCUGUGAGCCUGUUGCUGAAUGCGACAUCGUCUAACUCGACUAUUCGCAGCCAAUCGGUACACCGGUUCCGAGUCUGUGUUGACGCACUGGACAAGAUGAAAAGAUGGACAAGGGCAAAGCGAGGUUUACUUCUUCUCAGAGAGCUGGCCAACAGGUGGAACGUUGUUUCGGCGUUACCCUUGAGGCACAGCGUUCCUCUUGCACCGACACAUGAGACUCCAGCCGACACCAAUGACCUCGAUUGGGGGAUGCUGUUUGCCAAUCUUGAGGAGCCUCUGAAUUUGGAUACCAUCGACCUCUCAACGCCUACGGGGGAAUGGGUGUUCCACGAAAGCGACUAG
Molecule: messenger RNA, 1827 nt
Organism: Fusarium mangiferae
Lineage: Eukaryota; Fungi; Ascomycota; Sordariomycetes; Hypocreales; Nectriaceae
Exons: 6
Coding region: 1-1827 (608 amino acids)
Biological process (GO): DNA-templated transcription; regulation of DNA-templated transcription
Molecular function (GO): zinc ion binding; DNA-binding transcription factor activity, RNA polymerase II-specific; DNA binding
Source: RefSeq, a predicted model, not a curated record